UCGGGUGUAAAGUCUACUUACUGUCACAGUUGUGUCUUUUGGAAAAAUAAAAAAGACAGCGAUCCUGAAGCUUACGAAGAAUGGCUCUCACUACACGAAGAUGAUUGUGACAUAAAUCAUAAAGGAUCAGCUUCAAAAAUGGAAGUCGACAGUGUGAAAGACAUGUUUGGUCGCUCGAUUAGUGAAUACGGUGUGAAAUAUUCGCGAUAUAUUGGUGAUGGUGAUAGUGCCACAUAUAAAGGAUUAUUAGAUUUGAAUCCAUAUGCUAUUCUGAUAGAAAAACUAGAGUGCUAUCUACAUGUUAAAAAAAGAAUGGGAUCACGAUGCCGUAGUUUGAAGAAAGCCAAUAAGAGCUUAGGAGGAAAAAGUAAAACCACGCUAAAAUUAACUGUCAACUUAAUUAAUAAACUUCAAAAGUAUUACGGCCUAGCGAUCAUGCGACAUCAAGAUAAUGUAGAUGAAAUGCAUAAAGCAAUCUGGGCUACAUUUCAUCAUUUGAGUUCGAGUGAUAAGAAUCCAAACCAUGCGAGCUGUCCAGAAGGCGCAGAGAGUUGGUGCGCUUAUCGCCGCGCGGAAGCUGAAGGAUUGAACUUCAAGCACGAUUAUCUCCCACUUGAUCCGAAAGUUCAAGAAGUUCUGAUACCAAUAUACAAGGACUUGUCUCGGCGUGAAUUGCUUGAUAGAUGUAAGGGUAAUAAUACCCAGAAUAAUAACGAAAGCUACAAUGGUUUACUUUGGCACUUUGCUCCGAAACACCUCCACAGUGGUCUCAAAACUAUUGAAUUGUCGAAUUACUUUGCUACAUCAAUAUUCAAUGACGGUUAUUCAUCAAUUUUAAAAAUAUUUAACGUGAUGGGAGUGAUAAUUGGACCUGCAGCAAGGGAUUUUGCCGCUAGCAAAGAUGAAACAAGAUUACGAGUAGCAGAGCAUCGCCAACAGGCUGCCACGAAAGAAGGUCGAUCAUUUCGAAGAAGUGCUUCAACAGCCCAGCAGGCACAUUAUGAAGAAGAUGAAGGUGAAUUAUAUGGGCCUGGAAUAGCUGAUUAGCUCCACGGUGAAAGCUGCAAUCACUGCAGCAGUGGAGAACCUGGUGACUUGGGAGAUAGCGAAUAACUCGCUGAAAAUUAAUUUUUUUCAUUUGAAAAUUUAUGUGUAUACUUACUACCUAUGUAUAAAUAUAUCCUCAAAAUUUUAAAACAUUUCAGCCAGUAAUUUUCUUUAAGAAAAUUAAAGAAAAACACCUUUUUUUAAGGCGGUCA
Molecule: messenger RNA, 1259 nt
Organism: Onthophagus taurus
Lineage: Eukaryota; Metazoa; Arthropoda; Insecta; Coleoptera; Scarabaeidae
Source: RefSeq, a predicted model, not a curated record